UUUCACCUUACUUGCAUGAGACUCCAUUUUACGAAAAAGACAGGCAGCGCAGCUCCCUUUCUCCUCCGCUCUUUUCAAAGUCUCUCUCGAUAUAACCGGAAAACCAGAUUCUUUUCUUAUAUUAAAAAAAAAGGAUGGUAUCGGACUCGGACCUCGUGACCCGACUCCGAGAAAUCCUACGGGAUUCCGACCUCGACACCGCCACUGCUGGUAGCGUACGGAGACAACUUGAAAAAGAUUUCGGUGUCGACCUAUCUGACAGAAAAGGUUUUGUGAGGGACCAAAUCGACAUUUUCCUCGAAACCCUAAAUCAAGAAAAUGAAAAAGAAGAACAGGGACCAGAAUCUGAAAAUGCAAAGAUUGAAGAAGAUGAUGAUGAAGAAGAAGAAAGCAAGGGAGAAGGAAGCGAAAAACCAAGGAGAGGAAGUAAAGUGGAUAAACCAGUCAAGAAAAGAGGAGGUGGCUUUCAGAAAGUGUGUAGCCUUUCUCCUCAGCUUCAAAAAGUAGUGGGACAAUCUGAAUUGCCUAGAACUGAGGUUGUGAAGAAACUUUGGUUAUAUAUCAGGGAGAACAAUUUGCAAGACCCAAAGAACAAGCGAAAUAUUAUAUGUGAUGAAUCACUCCGUGCCAUUUUUCGCGUAAAUUCUAUUAAUAUGUUUCAAAUGAAUAAAGCCCUGACCAAGCAUAUCUGGCCGUUAAGUGCAGAAGAUGAAAAUGUAAAGCAUGAGAUGAAAUGUGAAGAUAGUCAUGAUUCUGUAUCAGUAGAUGCUAAAAAUGCUGAGGAAGAAGAGGAGGAGGAGGAGGAGGAGCGGGAGGAGGAGGAGGAGGAGGAAGAAGUAGAAGAAGAAGAAGAAGAAGAGCAAGAGCCAGAGCAAGAGGGUAAUGCACGUGGAAGCAAGAACAAAAGGUCAGCUAAGGUUGAUAAAGAUGUCAAGAGAAGAGGAGGUGGGUUUACUAAGUUGUGCAGUCUUUCUCCACAACUUCAAGCAUUUAUUGGAGAACCUGAGUUGGCCAGAACAGAGGUUGUCAAGAGAUUGUGGACCUAUAUCCGGGAAAAGAAUUUGCAAGAUCCAAAGAACAGACGAAAUAUACUAUGUGAUCAAUCAUUGCACGCUAUUUUUCGCGUAAAUACUAUCAACAUGUUUCAGAUGAACAAAGCUCUGUCCAAACACAUAUGGCCAUUAAAUGAGGAAGAUGCUCAAGCUGACUCAACAAAAAUUGAAAGGAAAUCUAAGCAAGGAAGAGAAAGAGGUCCAUUUGAGCCAAAACAGAAAGAAAAGAGGCAGAAGAAAGGGGCUUCUGGUUUUCUUGCUCCCCUUCCGCUUUCAGAUGCUCUAGUGAAUUUUUUUGGUACUGGUGAAAAUGCAUUAUCUCGUGCUGACGUUGUGAAGAGAAUGUGGGAGUACAUAAAACAGAAUGAUCUGCAGGAUCCAUCUGAUAAGAGGAGAAUUUUAUGUGAUGAUAAACUCAAAGAACUUUUGGAGGUGGACUCCUUCAACGGUUUUACUAUCCCAAAGCUUCUGACCACACAUUUCAUCAAGAUGGAACAGUGAGUUGUUUUUCUGUAUAUAACAUAAGCCCAUAGGAAGUGGGCAAUUUUGCUUUGAGAUGAAAUUAGGUUUUGGCUGUUGUCUGGUAAUUGUGUACUGCCUAACAUGUCCUAGAAAUGGAAGCAGCAUCUUUGAGGAAGUUGAUUAAAACUUUCUGCUGUUACCCACAUGAUAUCAUGUACCUUUGUUUGUCUUUGCCACUUUGUCUUUUCCCCAACACCAUUUUUCUUGGUUUGGGUUUUCAGCAGUCGCUCUUUUUGUUUACUUUUUCAUUCUCUUUGGGUUGGGUGGGAGGGUAGGGAAAGUAGGAGAAAAAAGUUGUUAGUGUGGGGUUUACCUUCUUUACAUGAUCUGCAUAGGAGGGCACAACUUGGAAUUUUAUUUGGACAACUAGAAAGUGGAAAGAUGAAACGUGAGCAUCUAGAAAGCUGGUUUGUUGUUCAUUCUGGUCUUUCCGGGACCAACAAAGUCAAAAGAAUUUUCAUAGCCUGUUUGAUCCUUUUGCAACAAAAUUUGUUUCCAGGAUGUGGAUGGCGUACUUUGUGCUAUCCAACUGGUGGGCUUUAAGCAAUUGCUAGACGUUGUUUUUAGUUUAUAUCAGCAGAAAGGGAUUGGCCAUGAUCUUUACUAGGGUGUGUACAUGUCUUGGGAGUAUGUCGUCAAGAUUUUGUCAUCAAUUAAUGUAAUAUGCUGGAACAAAUAACUGAUUUCAUUAGUUUAUAUUGGUACAUUAGUUGUUGGUUUUAAGGUUGGGAACCUUGGGCCAAGUGUGA
Molecule: messenger RNA, 2323 nt
Organism: Theobroma cacao (cacao)
Lineage: Eukaryota; Viridiplantae; Streptophyta; Magnoliopsida; Malvales; Malvaceae
Product: SWIB complex BAF60b domain-containing protein
Source: RefSeq, a predicted model, not a curated record